This is a messenger RNA of Megalobrama amblycephala (Wuchang bream), 6192 nucleotides long. RefSeq names its product aggrecan b (gene acanb). The transcript is spliced from 18 exons. The record is from RefSeq and is a predicted model, not a curated record. The coding region runs from base 179 to 4054 and encodes 1291 amino acids. NCBI's taxonomy places the organism in Eukaryota, Metazoa, Chordata, Actinopteri, Cypriniformes, Xenocyprididae. Gene Ontology annotation, biological process: cell adhesion. Gene Ontology annotation, molecular function: hyaluronic acid binding.
AAACUUCUGCCCAAUUUGAAUUAGAUCCCUUUCUGCUCCUGACUCACACAGGGAAGGCAAGCAGUCCAAAAACACGGGAAUUUAGACAUUUCCCAACCAACAGGUUAAUGCAAGACACAAGGAAAUUUCAAAGAACAACUAAAACAAACAAGAAGGGACAAUACUAGUUUGGUGAAUCAUGUCUUUGAUUUGGCUUCUGCUGUAUGCAUGCAUCCAUGCCAUUUAUGGCAUGAUAUUAUUCGGAGACAUGGCUGAUCAGGACAGCACCAUCAGUGUGAGCAUCCCUGUGGAACAGACACUGCGCCCUCUACUUGGGGGGAGCAUGGUCAUACCCUGCUACUUUCAGGACAACACUGUCCAGGACCCUGGUGCCCCAACCAUCGCCCCACUGUCCCAGCGUAUUAAGUGGAGCUACAUCUACAAGGGCAGAAUAUCGCUUAUUCUGGUUGCCAGUGAUGGCUUGGUGCAGGUUGAGACAGAUUACUUGGACCGGGUUCAUAUGGUAAACUACCCCAUGGUGCCAACUGAUGCUACAAUUGAGAUCUCAGAACUUCGCUCUAGUGACUCUGGCUCCUACCGGUGUGAGGUCAUGCAGGGGAUUGACGAUAACUAUGAUUCAGUGGGAAUGCAAGUUCAAGGUAUUGUGUUUCACUAUCGAGCAAUUUCUACCCGAUAUACAUUGACAUUUGAGAUGGCGAAAGCAGCCUGCAUCCAGAACAGUGCUGUUAUUGCAACUCCCGCACAGUUGCAAGCUGCCUAUGAUGAUGGAUACCAUCAAUGUGAUGCCGGCUGGCUUUCAGAUCAAACUGUGAGGUAUCCUAUUCAUGAGCCAAGGGAGCCUUGCUAUGGAGACAAAGAAAAUUUCCCAGGGGUACGAACAUAUGGAGUCCGAGACAUCAAUGAGACCUAUGAUGUGUACUGUUUUGCAGAAAAAAUGUCAGGCAGAGUUUUCUACUCCAUGUCUGUGGAGAAGUUCACCUUUGCAGAGGCUGAAGACCAGUGUGCAAAGUUGGGAGCCCAAUUGGCCACCACGGGGCAACUGUACCUGGCAUGGAAGACUGGCAUGGAUGUGUGCAAUGCUGGCUGGCUAGCAGACAGGAGUGUACGGUACCCCAUUAACAUAGCUCGACCCCAGUGUGGUGGGGGGCUUUUGGGAGUGCGAACGGUUUACCUGUUUCCAAAUCAGACUGGAUAUCCAUACCCAGACUCCCGCUAUGAUGCAAUCUGUUAUGGAGAAGAAACAGAAAAGGUUUUAACAAACACCUCACCAUUUCCUGAAAUAUACACUACCACCGAUUCCAUGUUCACUGUGGCUACAGCCACCUCAAGCCCAUCAGACUAUACUGAAGACAUGACCACAGUAGGAGAGGCCCGUGGGCAACUGGUUACAGAUGAGCCUCUUGAAGUCACAAGCAUAGAAAGUCCUCUGACACUACCUUACAACAUAACUGAGGUUGAGGAGGAAGUCAUCAAAGUGGCCAUGGCUCUACCUAAUCUAGGAUACGAGAUUCCCAAGGACAAUGUCACUGCUGAAACAAAGGGAGUAGUAUUCCACUAUCGCGCUGCCUUGAGCCGCUAUGCUUACACCUUUGAGGAAGCACAAGUGGCGUGUCAGAAACUGGGAGCAGUCAUAGCCACCCCUGAGCUCCUUCAGGCUGCUUAUGAAGCUGGCCUUCAUCAAUGCAGUGCAGGUUGGCUACAGGACCAAACUGUCAGGUAUCCAAUCGUGCAUCCUCGAAAAAACUGCUCUGGAGAUCAGGAGGACACCCCUGGUGUGCGCUCCUACAAUGUUAGGCCUGCAUAUGAGCGGUAUGAUGUCUACUGUUACAUGGACCAAAUAAAGGGGGAGAUCUUCCACGUGAGUUCACUAGCAGGCUUCACCUACUACGAAGCUGUUGCCCAUUGCAGAAAACUGGGUUCUACUCUAGCCUCAACUGGAGAACUCUAUGCUGCAUGGAAUCAGGGUUUCCACGAGUGUAGUCCUGGCUGGCUGGCUGAUCGCAGUGUCCGCUAUCCUGUCCGCAACCCAGACUUCGGUUGUGGUGAUAACAAGACUGCAGUCCACACUAUUUAUGCUCAACCAAACCAAACAGGCUUCCCAAACCCAUACUCCAGAUAUGAUGCAUAUUGCUUCAAAGCAAAUCUGUCUAUACUCCUCGAUGAGGAUACGGUGAAUGCUACAAGGACGGAGGAGGAUCUUAACAUGACAGACAUAACAGAGCUGCUGAGACCUGUUCGUCCAAUUGUCCCUCCCUUGAUUGUGGACCUGUCUGGUUCUGGAUCAGGCUCAGCAUCAGGCGAUCCUGAUUCCAUUUCUGGAUACAUGUCAGGGAGUGGCAUACCCAGUGGGAGCAUAUCAGGUUCUGGCCAAAGUGGUGAUGGAUCAGGUCAUCUUGUGAGACUCCAUGAAGGUGCUGAUACACUGAUGUGGCAGACUUCUGCCUCAGGCAGCACUUUGGAGGCUAAAGAAGGUAGUGGCAGUGGUAGUGGUUUUAGCAUAACUUCAGGAAUAGGAUCAUUGGACCAAGGAUCUGGAGAGGAGUCUGGACUCUUCCAAGAACAAAGUGGAGCUAGUGGCCUUCCAUCAGGACUCGGCAGUGGAAUUAGCGGUUCAGGAACAAGUGGAUUCUUCAGUGGUGGGGAAUCGAGUGGGUCAGGCUUCUUCGAUGUGUCAUUUAUAGACUCAGAAAUGACUGAUCUGACUGCAAGAUCUUCUGGAAAACAGGAAUUGUCUGGUAUAACCCCAUUUGGCUUGACUGAUAUUAGUGGUUCUGGUUCUGCCAUUGACUUUGGAUCUGCCUCUGGCUUUGGAUCUGGAUCUGGCUCUGCCUCUGGCUUUGGAUCUGGCUCUGCCUCUGAAACCUCAAGUUUUAUCCCUUCAGGUCAUCCCUCAGGAGAGGUGUCUGUUCACAAUCAGAAACACGAUGAAGAGAUUGUAAUUCUAACAGACAAUGAGGUCAUUGAGUUGACAUUUGGCUCUACCUUUGGACCAGAACAGGGUCGUGGAUCAGUGGAAAUCAGUGGAGAGGGCAGUAGUCAGGAACAUUAUGCUGAGGACAUAUCUCUUUCCAGUAGUACUUUACAUGAAGAUUACUGGAAUGCCAAUGAAACAGAUGAUCCUCUACCAGAAAGAGAUGAGCAAAUUAAUGUCACCACACAAGUGUUUGAUGUGUCUGAUCAGUCGCCUCUGAACACCACACCACCCACCACUUCUGUACUCACCACUUCACCUUCAGCUUUACUACAAAUGCCAAAAGCUAUAGAGGAACCAUCUGUUAUUGAUGCUUCUGCUAACCCCUGUGAUCCAAACCCCUGUGGUCAAGGUUUAUGCUCUCUACAAGAUGGCUUUGCUGUAUGUCAGUGUCAUUCAGGAUUUAGUGGGGAAAACUGCUCAACACCGAUUCAGGGAUGUGCCGAGGGGUGGACAGAGUUUAUGGGCAGCUGUUACAUUCAUUUUGAUGAGCGAGAGACCUGGACCAGUGCUGAGCAGCACUGUCAAGAGCUAAACUCUCACCUGGUUAGCAUAUCCUCCCGACAAGAACAAGAGUUUGUAAGAAAUCAAGCUCACGACUAUCAAUGGAUUGGGCUAAAUGACAGGAAUGUGCAAAAUCAGUUUCACUGGACAGAUGGAAGUCCUUUGGAAUAUGAAAACUGGAGACCCAACCAGCCAGAUAAUUAUUUCAACACAGGAGAAGACUGUGUUGUUAUGAUAUGGCAUGAGGAUGGCCAGUGGAAUGAUGUACCCUGCAACUAUCAUCUUCCUUUUACUUGCAAGAGUGGACCUGUCACAUGCUCAUCACCUCCUGAAGUGAAAAAUGCCAGAAUGUUAGGCAACAGCAAAGAUCGCUACCCUGUUAACUCCAUCGUUCGAUACCAGUGUGACAGUGGAUUCAUACAGCGCCACCUUUCUGUAGUACGCUGCUUACCUAAUGGUCAGUGGGAGGAGCCUCAAGUGGAAUGCAUAGGAGGCAAAACAAUCAACAGGCUACGGAAAAGAUCCGUCAAGACACAUCCCAAGCCAGUAUAUAGUCGGACGUGGAGGAAGGUCCUCUAAACGGGACAAAAAACACACAUUUUAAAACAUCCAGAGGACUGUUAUUAAUAAAGAUCACCUGUACAGAAGCCUUAUUUACUCAAAAGAAAAUCUCAAUGACAAGGGAACAACCUUAUGUAGUGACAAAUUUUAUUUAGCCUGUCUGGCUGAUUGGUUUACAAGUUCUAUUUAGAGCUCUGUUUUGGAGAGAAGAAAGAAAGAUAUCUGGGUUUAUUUAAAUUUAUUUGGCAUUUCCGGAUUGUAUUUCUCCUACUUUUUACCCUAACCCAUAAAUAUUGGGUGACAAGAGAUAAUCUAUAAAGAAUAGACUAAAUUGCACAGAGUGCAAAGAACUAGCAAAGAACAGGAGUUUACUUUAGUUAGUUGGUGCAUUUUCCUCCAGGCCACAAGGUGACACUAAUGCUUACUUUUUCUGCUAAGAUCUGUGGCUAUGUUCAGAAUGAAAUAGUGGCUGCAUCCGAAAUCACAUACUUCCCUACUAUAUAGUAGGUGAAAAACAAUAUAUGACAAAAGAAAUAUGUCCGAAUUCACAGUACUCAUAAAAGAGUAGACAAAAAGUACCCGGAUGACCUGCUACUUCUGGCGAGAUUCUAAAGUGUGCAUAUGAUGGACACUUUAUCAUCCCAUGAGGCCACGGGAGAGGAUUUGUGAAUGGCAGUGAAGCGACUUAACUGAUGAUUUCUGACGCAGCCACUAGCUUACUACUUUCUGAAUAUGGCACAGUAUACUGCCUACAAUUUGAAAAUUGAAAUAGUAGGCAUUGCAUCAUCACAUCACCUAUUACUCUGCAUACGAGUAGCAUCAAUAAAAUGUGCAUACUGUUCACAGUAUACAUGCUAAAUAUACAUACUAAAUAGUACAUAGUAGUAUAAUAGUUGCAAUUCCAAACACAGCCUCUAGAAUUGUCAAAUGCCGCCCCCCAAUUUGCAUACUCCUAGUAUGUAUUUCACCAAUGCACAUUUUGAAUAUGUAGAAAAACAAUAACAGUAUUGGGAUUUUUUUAUUUUUAUUGUAUUGUUGCAUACUGUUUGCAUUUGAAUGUAAGUAUUAGGAUGAAGCUACACAAUACCUUAGCUUAACUUUUAGGUUCAUACAUUUCCAUGUGGAAACAUUGGCCUUGCAUUCCUUGUUAGUUUUUCUACAAUUUAAAAAGAGGACACAAGGGCUUGUGAGCAAUAUUAGCCCAAAAAGAAUGCACAGAUGCACUUCAGAAAUCUGCCAGAAAUAGUGUACCAUCCAGGCACCUUUGGCAUACUAUUUUCAACAUACUAUGGUUUGAGAUGCAAAAAAUUCUUAUCUGGCAUACUACUUAGGGUAGAUAGUGUGCAGAUUGGGACAAAGUCCAAAAACAUCAGUGUAUUAAGUAGCACAAAGGUAAUAUUGUCUGGAUAAUACCAAGUUCAGAACAAGACAAAAGGCUUGAAUGACCACAGCUGGAAACAAUUACAUUUAAGUAUAUUAGUAUUUCAAAUUCUUUAAUUAAGAUGUGUCUUUUUUAUUUGAUUUGUUGUUUGUUGUAGUUUAAAUGUCUAGCUGUAUCUCUGUGAAACUGUGAAAGAUAAAUUCCCCAGCUUGAUUCUAGGUCAGCUUGCAUAGUAUACAAUGUUUACUCAGACUAGAAAGAUAUAAUAUCCUGUCUACAUUAGCUGUAAUGAUAUAAUGAUAUUAGUGACUUUUCUGUCACAGGAAGUGAAUGGUUGCUUAUGGCACUUAUUCCUUGUUGUGCAAUGCAUUCACUCUUCCUUAAUUUAUUAAUUCACAAGUUCACAAGAUUCGUCUUGGCCUUCAUAACAUACUUGAGCUCUUAUAAAUGAAAUUUUGUAGAUAUCAAACAAUCCUAAUGUAUGAGACAAGCAUUAAUAUUCAAAUAAGUACAAUAUGGCAUCAGAAAACAAGACAAGAAUUUUGAAAUGGCCUAAACAUUAAAGUAUAUAUUAUUAAUCCAACACACAAAGUGCCCCACAACGUUUGAUUGACAGAGUCAAUCGUUUCCAAUCCAGUGAGUGAAUACACUGGAAUUACUCUCUGUUCCCAGCAAUAUCCAUCUCUCAUUUUGCACUCUGUCACUGUCAUCUCAAUGCUGAGCUCAUAUCUGUCCUAGUACCCCUGAAAUAAACUGACUAAAUGUGUGUGAAAAA